Molecule: messenger RNA, 4312 nt
Organism: Gadus chalcogrammus (walleye pollock)
Lineage: Eukaryota; Metazoa; Chordata; Actinopteri; Gadiformes; Gadidae
Gene: slc44a2
Product: solute carrier family 44 member 2
Exons: 22
Coding region: 1154-3274 (706 amino acids)
Biological process (GO): choline transport; transmembrane transport
Cellular component (GO): membrane
Molecular function (GO): choline transmembrane transporter activity
Source: RefSeq, a predicted model, not a curated record
GCUUCUAGAAAACAGCAGGGCCACACCCAGGAGAAAUCGUGUCCUUAUGCUUUAUAAUCUGCAGUGCAAGCGGAUUGUGCUUCACAGAAUUUCCCCUUCAACAUUGUCAAUGUUAAGUGCAAAGCAUAAGACUAACCAACCUUUUUGCUAAACAAUAUUUGCCCAUUACGUUCCAUAAAAUUACCAAAUAUUUGAGCGUUGAUUUUUGUUUUCAGUAAAGCUCUUGACUGGCAAUUUCCGUACGGAAGGAACUGGCCUAUGAGUGAAACGAUCCAAACCUCUCACUUUAACACAAUGUCGAGGCAGCUCAAACGGUCCUUGAGGCCUUUAGUGUACGGGUGUUAGAAUCUGUUUCAGGGGAACGCAGAGGUGUGUCAAUAGUUGGCAUUGUCUGCCUUAUCAUGGCGGGCUUGCGGCCUGUCGCAAGGCAGAGAAUGUGAGCAGGCCAGGGUUUAGCUGAGACGAAGGAUAGCCUAACUCUUAACACAUCAAACCAGAGAGAAUGUGGGCAGGCUUUGAGCUGAGACGAAGGAUAGCCUAACUCUCACACAUCAAACCAGAGAGAUGUAGUUGCCAAUCCUUAGUGGACCUGAAGAGAUUGCCAAGGUACAAUAGGUCAUCGUUUUUUGAACGAUUUUAGUUUAUUUGUUUCACACAGAUUUGCAACUAGCACCUGCUAUUUUCUGUUCUCUAUUUUCUAUGUAUUCUGUACUAAGCAUUGGCAAUGAGGAAGCUUUCCUGUAUGGUUGAAUAGUUGGCUGCUUCUGUAGCUUUGUUGAUGUCAGUUUUCUUAGAGAAGCCAACUCUCUCUGGUGGAGUUUUCUAUAAUACACACACAAAUUAAGCCUGUAAGGACUAGAAUAACGUCAACCACUGUUUUCACACUACAUAGAGAGGGGGAAGUAAUUGUCCCCGGGCCAAAAGUAAGAGAAAGAGGAAAAUAUGUGAUUAGAAGAUAACAGAAAAGGAGAUCCUCAUCGAGGUUUUAUUGCAGAAGAAGAAAGAAAGAGAAUACAGGAAGUGAGAAUUCUGGUGGUGGGUGGUAGCGAGAUGAAGACUGAGGCUGUCAAUACAGGAAGGGGACGUUAAACGUGCCACUGAGCUGAGAGAAGCCAAAACAAACGGUUAAGACCAAGACAUCACGAGCGUCGGCAUGAAGACGGACAGACAGAACGGAGAGGCCAGGAAGUUUGAUGCAAACUUCAAGGGACCGAUCCACAACAGGGGUUGCACCGAUGUCCUCUGCUGUAUCCUCUUCAUCCUCUUCCUGUUCGGAUACUUCGCCGUGGGGCUCCUGGCCUGGUCCCAGGGCGACCCCAGGAAGGUGAUCUACCCCACGGACAGCAGGGGGCAGUUCUGUGGGCAGGCCGGGACUCCCAUGGAGAAGAAGCCUCUGCUGUUCUACUUCAACAUCCUGAAGUGUGCCAGCCCCCUGGUGCUCCUGGAGCUCCAGUGUCCCACCACACAGAUAUGUGUGGAAACGUGUCCCAAGGAGCACCUCACCCUGCUCACAGCCAAGCUGAGCUUGGACAGAAAGAAGCAAGACUAUUACAGGAGUUACUGUAAGGAAGGAACCAACUUCACCAAGAUGAGCGCUCCGGAUAUCCUCAGCCAGGGACUCUGUCCAGCCAUGCUCAUCCCCAGCCAAGCCUUCACCCACCGCUGUCUCCCCGCCCUGGGCACCCUGAAAGGCGUGGUGGUGGUGGGGAACGAGACCUCCCUGGCGGACAACGCCGGAGACCAGGUCAACGCCACGCAGCUAUUGGACGCCGCCAAGAAGUCCAACCUGGUGGUGGAGGCGCGGCAGGUGGCCAUGAGGAUCUUUGAGGACUACACCGUCUCCUGGUACUGGAUCCUGCUCGGCCUGGUGAUAGCGAUGGUGGUCAGCUUCGUCUUCAUCGUGCUGCUGCGGUUCCUGGCCGGGGUGAUGAUCUGGGUCAUGAUCAUCCUGGUCAUCCUGGUCAUCGGCUACGGGAUCUUCCACUGCUACUGGGAGUUCGCCAGUCUGAAGGGAGUGGCUGGAGCCGACGUCACCAUCAAGGACCUGGGCCUGCAGACGGACUUCUCCAUCUACCUGCAGAUCAGACAGACCUGGCUGGCCUUCAUGAUCAUCCUGGCCAUCGUGGAGGUGGUCAUCAUCCUGCUCCUCAUCUUCCUGAGGAAGAGGAUCCUCAUCGCCAUCGCGCUGAUCAAGGAGGCCAGCAGGGCUGUGGGCCAUGUGAUGUCCUCUCUCUUCUACCCACUGCUGACCUUCUUUUUGCUGGCCAUGGUGAUCGCCUACUGGGCCGUCACCGCUGUCUUCCUGUCCACGUCCAAUGAGCAGGUGUACAAGGUGUUCAACAUCAGCGCGGGGGAGUUCACCAGGAACAGCUGUGUCCCCGAGUCCUUCAGCCCCAACAACUUCUCGGCCGGCACCCUGGACACCGAGUGCCGCUUCGCGUUCUACGGCGGCGAGACGCUCUACCACAAGUACCUGAUCGUGCUGCAGUUCUACAACCUCUUCCUCUUCUUCUGGUGCGCCAACUUCGUGACGGCGCUGGGGCAGGUGACGCUGGCCGGGGCCUUCGCCUCGUACUACUGGGCCUUCAAGAAGCCCGAACACAUCCCCGCCUACCCCAUCUUCGCCUCUCUGGGCCGAGCCCUCAGGUUCCACACGGGCUCCCUGGCGUUCGGCUCUCUGAUCCUGUCCCUGGUGCAGAUCGUCAGGGUCCUGUUGGAGUACCUCGACCACAAGCUGAAAGGCGCGCAGAACCGGUGUGCCAAGUUCAUCCUGAGCUGCAUGAAGUGCUGCUUCUGGUGCCUGGAGAAGUUCAUCAAGUUCAUCAACAGGAACGCCUACAUCAUGAUCGCCAUCUACGGUAAAAGCUUCUGCCCCUCAGCGAAGGACGCCUUCUUCCUCCUCAUGAGGAACGUCAUCCGGGUGGCCGUGCUGGACAAGGUGACAGACUUCCUCCUCUUCCUGGGGAAGCUGCUGAUCGUUGGCAUCGUGGGGAUUUGCUCCUUCUUCUUCUUCUCUGGAAGGAUCAAAGCUGUGGAGGAGACCGCUCCGUCUCUCAACUACUACUGGGUCCCCAUACUGACGUUGGUGGUGGGCUCCUACCUCAUCGCCCACGGGUUCUUCAGCGUGUACGCCAUGUGUGUGGACACCCUCUUCCUCUGCUUCUGUGAGGACCUGGAGCGCAACGACGGGACGGCGGAGCGCCCGUACCUAAUGUCCAACAACCUGCUCAGCAUCCUGAAGAAGAGCAACGACACCACCAAGACUGUGGACUAGGGUGUGUGUGUGUGUGUGUGUGUGUGUGUGUGUGUGUGUGUGUGUGUGUGUGUGUGUGUGUGUGUGUGUGUGUGUGUGUGUGUGUGUGUGUGUGUGUGUGUGAGAAUGAGAGAGUAGGGUUGCUCGAUUAUGGAGAAAAUCAUAAUCACGAUUAUUUUGGUCAAUAUUGAAAUCACGAUUAUUCAAACGAUUAUUUUUUUGAGUUUGAAAACAUGAUGUAUUUAUCCAGCAUGUUUCUCUCAAAAACACUUUGUAACUGAUAACUUUGAAAUUUCAACUUAAAAAAAUACACACUGGUACAAAAGAAAAUUUUCAAAUCCAAAAUAAUGUACAGAUAUGUUACCAGUUGUAACAUAUCUGUACUUAAAAAAAAAUAAUAAUAAUUGUGAUUGUUUGACGCUAAAAUCGAAAUCGAGAUCGAAAUUAAAUUGAUCGUCCAGCCCUAUAAGAGAGUGUGUUUGUGUGAGUAAGAGUCUGUGUGUGGUUAGUAUGCAUGUUUAUAUACACGUACAAACCAGGACAAAUGUAAAGAUCUGAGAAGAAUGAUGUAUAUACGGUCAUAUUUUUGCAAUGCUUUAAAUCAAAAUGGGUUAUAGUAUCUUACAAAGUAUUACAGCAAUACCUAACAUCGCUCUGAAGUAAAUGACGUGUUAUUUUGUCUGAUUUUGAUGUUUUUUGAAAGCCUUUGAAAAGUAUUUACCCUUUGAAUAGACUGUUGAGGAAGAGUUAUGAAAUGGAAAUGUUACACGUUAUAAACCUGUGAAAUUAAUAUUUCUUCAUGCUAAUGUUAUGAAACUUACACCGAAAUGUCUUAAAGUCUUGAGCUGUUGUAGACAACAUUGUCUGCAACAGCAUCGUGCGUUUGUGUUUUCGGCAAAUGAACAAGUUACUCUUUGGCCUUUGUUUACCGAGCUAAAGGAAAGAAAGUAAACUAAGAUGAUAAAGUAUCACAGCUCUGUCAGACGUAUUUCUUAAUCUGGAACCAAAGUUGUUUGUGUGUUAAUAUUUUUUUAAAUUUUAUGAUAAUAAAAGGUUGAU